GGGUAUAAGAGCUGUGGCCUUAGCCUUGCCCUCCUGUUUGUGGAUUUCCCCCGUGACCAUCUACAACCUCAGAUCACUUUUCCGGGAGCCAUACACGAACUUCAGGAGGUGAGAUCUGAGACGUUCCCUCCAAACUAAGCAAUGGAGUUCCAGUCAAAUGUGAUCAACUCGCAGCCUCAGGUCUCCGUCACACAGUACACUGUCUCCACCGGAUUGUCAGAUUGGAGUUCAAAUGUGUGCGACUGCUGUGAAGACUGUGGCAUCUGUCUUUGUGCAACGUUCGUCCCUUGCAUCCUGGCCUGUAAAGUGGCUCAGGACAAUGACGACAGCUGCUGCAUUCCCUUCCUUCCUGGUGCCAUGAUUGCUCUGAGGACAAGCAUCCGCAGCAAAUACCAUAUUACCGGCUCGGUGUGUGAUGACUGGGUAGUCAUGGCCUGCCUGCCUCUGUGUGGACUGUGUCAGAUGGCCCGGGAGCAGAAGAUAAGGGGACGAGUCUAAUUUUUAAAUUCCAAAGAAAGAGAAUAUUCACAUUCCAUUGUCUGGACGCAAUUUCUGAAUUUCAGAUUAAAUUUGACAUUUGUUGGCAUGACAAUAAUUAGGUACUGUGUUUUUAUAAUGUGAGAAGAUUGGUGAUAAUCAGACUGAAUGGCAAUUUUUGUUUAACUUUAUUAUUCUAUACUAUUUUAACAUAAUAUAUAUUACAUCACAACUAUAUACGUAAAAUAAAAAAUUAGAGAUGCAGGAAGCAAUUCAGAGACUGAAUCAUUCAUAUGGAAGAAGAUAUAACAAAAAAAAUAAUUCAGUAUUUCAACAGGUCUAAACUUUUACAUUGAACCACUGUCUUUAAGUUAAAUAUUCACUCACUGAGAUGAAAUUGUCUUUAUGCGGAGAUUUCCUGUACAGUAUAGUGGUUAAUUUACACACAUUAUUUAUUUUUGGAACGCAAUUGUAUCCGAAUACAGUUUUUCUUGCUUACAACGUCACAAUAAAUAUCAUGUAUUCAUCUAAUAUUCUGUAAAAGGACUAUUUUAUGUAUGUGUAAUUAACUAACGUAUAUUAAUUCAAGCAACAGUAUUUCAUUAAAAACCUGGAAUCAUCA
Dicentrarchus labrax (European seabass) is the source of this 1099-nucleotide messenger RNA. RefSeq names its product cornifelin (gene cnfn). NCBI's taxonomy places the organism in Eukaryota, Metazoa, Chordata, Actinopteri, Moronidae. Bases 142 to 498 code for a protein of 118 amino acids. The record is from RefSeq and is a predicted model, not a curated record. The transcript has 4 exons. Gene Ontology annotation, cellular component: cornified envelope.